Molecule: messenger RNA, 4089 nt
Organism: Anolis carolinensis (green anole)
Lineage: Eukaryota; Metazoa; Chordata; Lepidosauria; Squamata; Anolidae
Gene: qtrt2
Product: queuine tRNA-ribosyltransferase accessory subunit 2
Exons: 9
Coding region: 785-2029 (414 amino acids)
Molecular function (GO): tRNA-guanosine(34) queuine transglycosylase activity
Source: RefSeq, a predicted model, not a curated record
CCCUGGUGGCACAAUGAGUUAAACCCUUGUGCCAGCAGGACUGAUGACUAGAAAGUUGGGUUGCUGACCUGAAGGUUGCCGGUUCAAAUCCAACCCAGGGAGAGCGCGAAUGAGCGCCCACUAUCAGCUCCAUCUCCAUGCAGGGACAUAAGAGAAGCCUCCCACAAUGAUGGUAAAAACAUCAAAACGUCCAGGCAUCCCCUGGACAAUGUCUUUGCAGACAGCCAAUUCUCUCACACCAGAAGCAGCUUGUAGUUUCUCAAGUUGCUCCUGACAUGUAAAAAGUGGUGUACAACCAGUAGUAUACAACCAGAUAUAAUAUGCAAGGCAAUGUUUUCGGUUGUUAGAUCUGUCUCUUGAUCUGUUUGGAAAACAGAGAUGUGCCAGUGCAGAGUUUCAGAAGCUGCCAAAAAUAUAUCUGCUCUCCCAUAAAAACAUAUUUUUAUAUCAUGCAUGCAAGAUACAAAAAUGUAGUAGGCUUUGGUAAAAUAACAUAUUUGGCUUACUUACAACUUCAUGUCUUUAUCAUAACACAGGUACAUAGCUUAUCAGUCCAGUUACAGAUAUGUUUGAGAGAGUUUCUCUGUGCAGAUGGCAUAGGGCCUCUUUCUUAUAACAACAGCAGGUGUUUGCUCUUAGCAGCCUAACGUCUAAGAAGAAUCUAAAAUGGAAUCUGAGGUCUGAGCAGAUCAGGUCAUGUGGUCUGCAGCCCCUCCCACAAUCUCUCAGGAAACAAAGAAAAGAAGCUGCAUAUCAGAACAUACAUACAAUAAUUAUUUUAAAGAUGAAAUUAAGUCUCUCCAAAAUAGUUGAUGGCUGUCGUCUUGGUACAUUGACCAACCUUAGCCGGAAAGGAGUACAGUCCAUGGACAUUCCAGGUUGUCUGCUUUAUACCAGAAUGGGAUCCGCACCACAUCUGACCCAUGACACUCUUCAAACGGUUAAAGGUGUUCCCGUGGUCGCUCAGCUUUCACUUUCAACAUUGGCAGAUCUUCAUGAAGUCUUGGCAGAAUAUAAAGAAGGAGCUGCGAAGUUCAUAGGCAUGGCGGAGUCAGUCUUAUACUGCUCCCUUCAUGACCCCGUUAUCUGUUCCCCGCCUGGCUACAACAACAACAAGACAGUUUCGAUAUGGGGAUGUGGAGGUCGGAUAGAAAUGACGGCAUCAAAGUUCAUGACCAUCCAGCAAGUUAUCCAGCCUGACUGGUUCCAGUGUCUCUCAGAUGGAGACACUAUUGCUGGAGAAAUCUCCAAGAAGAGAGCCAAGAAGUCUGUAGAUCGCUCUCUGUCCUUUUUGGACGAAUGUCUACAACUGCAAGAGGAAUUGCCAGGCUUGCAGAAGAGCUUGAUAAUUGGAGUUAUUGAAGGUGGGGAUGUAUUGGAGGAGAGGCUGAGGUCAGCAAAAGAGACUGCCAAGAGACCUGUGGCUGGCUUUAUUUUGGAUGGCUUUCAAGGAAGUGCCAUGACCAAAGAAACCAAGCUGCAACUCUUGUCCUCGGUUACAGCAGAGCUGCCAGAAGAAAAACCAAGACUUAUCCACGGAAUUGGAAGGCCAGAUGAGGUGCUGGAGUGUGUUGAGAGAGGAGUGGAUAUUUUUGAUAGUUGUUUUCCUUACCAGGUGACAGAACGAGGCUGUGCCUUGUUCUUCAACUAUAACUAUCAGCCCGAUCCUGAAACAGAAGUCAUUCAAGAAAACGGACAAACAGAUGUUCGGAAGGAAGAUGAUGAAAAAUCUGAAAAUGUGACACCCAGCGGACCACAAGAAAUGACUCAUUUUGAAAUAUGUUUGAAAGAAAAAAGGUACCAGGAUGAUUUUGGUCCUUUAGUGAAAGGCUGUUCCUGUUACUGCUGUCAGAAUCACAGCUGUGCCUACAUCCAUCACCUCCUCGUGACCAAUGAGUUGUUAGCUGGUGUCUUGCUUAUGACACAUAACUUUCAGCACUAUUUUGGCUUUUUCUGUUCUAUCCGUGAUGCUCUCAAAGAGAAUAAGUUGGACCAGCUGAAAAAAUCUGUCAACAGCCAAGCACUUUGAGGCCAGAGUGUUAUAAAAAAGUGCAAAGAGAACAAGAACCCACAAAGCGAAGAGGGCUGCGUAUUUUUCCUACCACCAAUUUCAUGUUAUCGGAAGCACAAUCUCCUUGGUCUUUGCAAAUUGAGGAGUAAUUGAGUUUUUUAAAAUUAGCCAGACUAUUAAAGGAAAUCAAAAAUGGUAUGAACAUAUUUACAGAGAUAAACUAGUUAUUGUUAUUCUCAUUGGAUUUUUACUUGUCUUAGAGAACUUCAGCCCUGUACUAGAGUUGGAAUGAAAAGCAAAUAAUAUAAACCGACAGAUGGAACCAUAGAAAAUACACUGGCCUCCAUUGUGGACUCUACCUUCAUUUUUGCUAUAUGUAAUAGGCUAAAACAAGCCUAUUAAAGUUAUAUUCAAUAGGUCUUUAGAAAGAAGGUAAAACGUGGGAAGAAAGAGACUCUGCUUGUAAACUCAAUCUCACUUCAGCAUCUUUUUCCCAAGGCACCUUGCUGUUCUCACGACACUCCAUGUUCUUGCCUGCCAGCUUUUGUUCUUCAUUAUUGCAAAGCUCAACCAAUCGGCUGAGCUUAGCCUUCAGCCUAAAUACAGUUUUCAUCUCAACAGGAGUAGACCCAUUGAGUCAGUUCCUGAAUGUCAAAUCAACGUGCAUAUAAGCAGAGUUUAUGCAGUUGAUCUACCAAGAGACUUAAAACUCUAUCUACUAUAAUAAUAACCUCUUUGUUUUCAAGAAUAUCCCAAUAUAGAUUUAGUCCCUAGUUUUGAUUGGAUGCCCUCCAAUGACAACUGUUUAGUUUCACAGCCUAAACUAGAGUAGACUCAGUUAAAUUAGUUGCUGAACUUUAUGUACAAAUGUAUUCCAUAGCUAUAGUACAGUUGGGACUAGCAGUUGGAAUCUUUUUCUUUUCAGGGAGAGAAUUUUCAUUUAUUAAUAUUCAUUUUUUCGGUGAAUGGAAGAUAAUGAGCAUACGUCAGGCCGAUAUGAUGGCUGUUUGGUAGAGCUUUGACAAUAAAGGAGAACUCAUUGUUUUAACUUUUGUAUCUUAUUCAACUCAAUCAUGUCCUUUUUAUAUGAUCUUUUUUUGUACAACUGGAAUCUUUAUGUUUUGUCUAUUAUGGAAUUUUAAUGGUAAAUGUCAAUAUCACACUGAGCAUUCACUGAGCAUUCAUCUGUGGACUGCAUUCACCCUUCUGUAUCUGGAAAUUAGUCUAUAACACAGGCAUUUUGGACUUCAACACCCACAAUUCUUUAACAGCCAGCUAUUAGGAAUUGUGGGAGUUGAACACCUGGAGGUGUUUUAGACUUCAUGCCUGCUAUAACAGAUGGUUUGUACAAUAGUUUCUGCAAAAGUCAGUUUCCCAUUACAAGGUAUGAUGAGAGAAGCCAACUUCUGACCCAGUAUGUGCUUUGCAUUGUUAGAGAUCACUGUGUAAACCAUUUGCUGAAGCAUUUACUAUCAUUUUGAUCCUUUGUACUAUGACCCAUGUUUGAUACUGUUAUUUUAACUGUAUGUCAUCACUUUGUUUACAUUGAUGUCCACCACAGCAAAAUCAGGGCAGUAAGGCCCUAAAUCAGACCUUCAAAAGCUGUAUCUGUCCAGGUGUUUGGGAUGCCACCUCCCAGAAGCCCUCACCAGUCUGUUCAAUGGACAGGAAUUCUUGGAGUUGGGGGCCCAAACACCUGGACAGCCACAAGUUAUGCAGGCCUGUGAUCAAUCCUAUGUGAUGCUGGAGGGUAGAACAACAGAACUUCCUGAGGGUCCUCCUGUAGGACUUGCAGUUUCCAGAAGACAACUCUCAGAAUAUGUUCCAGUCCACCAGAUUCGAUUAAGUGGAGAUUUGCAAUAGAAAAGAGAGAUGGCCGGUCUCUCUCUUUCUCCUCUCUCUCCCUGUCUCUCAUUUUCACUGAAUUACCCAUUAGAGGAAGUCCAACAUUGGAUUUUUUAAAAAGAAAUGAUUUUGAUUUACUGACCGCAGAGGUAGAAAGGGGUCGUAGUUGUGUAUCUUGCCAGUAGCCACAACGUCUGAAAUAUAUUAAAUAAUAUAUAAAAGUCUUUUAUUUA